Messenger RNA from Dioszegia hungarica, 1077 nucleotides. RefSeq lists its product as uncharacterized. The transcript has 2 exons. Lineage: Eukaryota; Fungi; Basidiomycota; Tremellomycetes; Tremellales; Bulleribasidiaceae. The coding region runs from base 1 to 1077 and encodes 358 amino acids. The record is from RefSeq and is a predicted model, not a curated record.
AUGGACCGCUCAUCAAACGGCGUCGCAACUGUCCAGGUGGCCAAGGCUCGAUACCCCUCUGUAUCGAUCCCGCCAGGACUAAAGGUCAACGGACCCGCCCGUUUGCCGGUGGAAAUCGUCGUCGAAAUCGCCCGGCAUGCUGACGCGGCAUCGCGGCGCGUAUUGUACCGGUCCUCGCGCCUAUUACGCGGCGCGGUCAUGGCACGCCGGUGGUCCCGUAUUACGGUCAACGAGGAGGGCAUGUUCGCCCUCAAGAGCAUGCUCAAGGCGCGAGACCAGCUCGGGUGGACCCGCCUCGGCGUGUCCAUGGUCACCUCGCUCGUUUUCGACAGCCUACUCGAUGCAGAUACACUCACGACCCUGAUGACAAAUCACCAGGAUCUGCUCGCAAACGUGACCCACGUCGUGCUCAACGGGGGUUUCAUCCACCAACUUCGGCUGCGGUCCCUUGCCACCACCGCCGCGGCAAAGAAGGCGUUGAAACAAACAAACGCGCUAUUCGCCCAGCUCCACCCGAAGCACUUUUGCGUGACCCUCUGGGAUAAGACCCAGCCCCUGUCGGACAAACGGGGCGUAGACGGUAUGUACAUCGAGGUCCUUGGCAAGGUCAUGCAAGGGUGGAAGCUCGAUAGCAUCACUUUCCACGGGAUCUACCGCCACUACCCACUCGACUCCCUCCCUCCUGUCGCCCGCUACUUCUUCAACACCUCGGCGGCCUCGGAGGACAUGUGGAAGAGCCCGGAUGGGGAAGUGCGGGUGCUUCCCAUUCCUCGAGGAAAGGGCGGAGACGCGGAGACGCGUCGGGACGGCUUUUUGGUGGAGAUGAUGAAUAUCAAGGGACCGGCGAGGGUGGAGGGUAUGGCGGGCAAACCGGUCGAGCUGGAGGUGAAGGGGUCUGAUGGGAAGAGUGUGGGUGGGGAGGCUGGCAGUAGCGGCGAGGCAGCCGGCGCAGGGGUCGAGGGGAUGGUCUACCGCGCAGGGGGAGGUGGAGUGGAGUAUGCGGGCAAGCUGGGGGAGAGGUAUAGACACUGGUCUGAAUGCGGAGGCGCGGAUUGCGUAUGCUGCGAUAAGCAUUAG